GGGCACACAGAAGUAAACAACACACACAUACGCACAUACUCAUACACCAUCAUACUCACUUCCACGGCAACUAUUCCUGACAAUCUUCUGACCAAACUUUUGGUGCUUCUUCCCGACCAACACCCGGCUCCAACAAAAGAACUUUGGAUUUUGGCGUCCGAUCUUGGUCCUGCUAAUCAUUUUCACGAUCCUGUUGAAACCUAAUCUGAUCCUUCAAACCAUUGACAGCUACCAACCCAGCUCUAUCUAGACGCAGACGUUGGAAGCGUUGCUGAUUGAUGGUUCCUCAAGACAUAUGUUAUCGUACCCCGCCAAAUCACAGACGACGAUGGAGAACGAUGCACCCACCGAAGGCGCCCGACGAAGGGAUCGUUUCAUGGGGAAGUUAUUUGGUGGUAGCGGAACUAGAGACAGAAAAAUGACCAACGAAGAGAGUGCAAACGAGAUCUCCGACUUCCUUGGUCACUCGGACCGUUUGAUGGUUAAUCAUCCUCUUCCUCCACCCCCAGCUACCGCCCCGAGGGGCCCACCCGCUCUCGCUCUCGAUACCUCUAAGGCUAGCCGAUUCCCGCAGACCCUCGAAGUCGAAAGCAAAUCCCAGAGUCUCGCCCAACGGGCACGGUCACAUAGCCCACGGCCAAGGAAACACAAGAAUCUCGUUGUUCGUUUCGCCGAUACGUACCCUGAGAUUAUUGGAGAAGGUGGUGAUGAGUGCGAGACUAUAGUGGCGGAGAUCGGCAGGAGAAAGAGAUCUAAAUCUGUACCAUUUUCAGCACCUAUCCCGCCUACAAAAGAGGGCCAUCAAUAUGCUAGACAAGUGGGAGCCUUCCAAGAAGUGCAACAAAAGGAUGAUGGAGGGUUUGUACCUGGUCCCAUACGCAGGACGCAGACAGGUUUCAGCACAAUCUCAGAUUUCCGAACAGACGAGCCACCUCCCUAUUCGUCCCCCUCCCCCCCAAAGCCUCGUGCUGUUCCGGCAGGUGAAUCUGCUCGGUCUUCUAACUUCCUAGAUAUGCCCGCUAGUCGCAAAGAUGACAACCGUCGUUCUUUCAUCGAGCUCCAUCAACAGGAGCAGCGGCAGGCCGAGGGAAUGGCAAUGAGGACUGCCAGCGCCAAUUCAAACCACGAUUGGGAUGACCCAACAUCGUCUCCCGAACCAAUCCGAGAAAAAAGUAUACGCCACAAACAGCCAACGCUACCAACUAUGCAGGAACCGACGCCCCCUCCGGAAAGAUCCAUGUCUACCAGAUCGGGGGCUCCGUCCUUGCAAGAAUCCGUCUCUUCGGUAUUGCGAACUCAGUCGACUAGAGCUCCACUGAAGCCUUCGCCAAUACAACAAAUUCCGACGAAAAGUCCUUCUCUUCGAGCGCCAAAUCCCCCUUCUUAUCAAGAUGUACCACAAAACCAAUCCUACGGAUCUUCUAAUAGAUCACCUCUACCUCCUUUACCAUCUGAGGACGCAUUACCAGAUUUCGAUAUGGUACCCGCCAUGGCACAGCGACCAGUGUCACCUGAUGAAAUGCCUAUAAAUAUGAAUAAUCCCGGCGAGAGCCCCUCGUCUCAAUAUUCGAAUUCUAUCCAUUCUACUUCCCCUGUCUCCCACAAGGCCACGCCAGUUACCCAAACAGCUGGUUCACGCGGAUUCAUCCCGCCUUCGCCAGAGAAGACUAACCGGAGCCUCCACGAUACUGUAGUGUCAGCCUCGACUGGCGAUGAUGCACUAGAGCUUUUCAUCGCCCGCACGAAGCACUUGUAUGAAUUAUUUCGUCUCCAUGCGGAGCAAUUUAGACCCUUAGGGACUGCUCGACCCGAGGAUAUGUGCCGAGCGGCGCUGUGGUGGUUUUUGAAGGGGAGAACAUCGUUGGAGACGAUUAUUAGAAGUCGUCCAGCGAAUCCAAAUGAAACUCGACUACUCAUAGCUCGGUACCAAGCUUACACCGAUUUAGCAAAGGGAUAUUGGCUAAUGGAACACGCACUUCCAGAGGUAGCAGAAGGCAAAUACAGCCCUGUAGAUGGCGAGUUGGGUGAUGUUAGGCAAGCAUUGAUAUCUAACUUGAGAAAGCUUUCUGGGUCUAUGAAGCGUAAUGGUUUCUUACCGCCCGAAGAACCUUUCCUCCCCCAGACGAUGGACAAGUUUAUCUUUUUAGAGUACCCAUCAGUAAGCCAAGAUAUCAUCGCCCUUCUCAACGGGAUAUGGGGCUCUGCUCUCGCAGCUGCCAAGCAGCCAACCCGAUCCAUGGAAGCGCUAGAGGCUUUGCCUCUUGGCGACACGACCAAGCAUUUUAACUACGGCCGAGUGGUAGCCGAUGUAUUCUUUAUGGAACAGGGCGUGGAAUCGAGACAAACUCGUUUUCCCUGCAUGCUGUCUAUUGUGCGAGCACAGACAGAUCCGAACCUGAAUUUCAUCAUCGCAAGCCAAAAUGGCUCCGUCUCGUUACGAAUCCAAUCAGACAAGAAUGCAGGACCGACAUGGCAGGAUGUUCGGUGGAGGUCGGAAGCUUGCCGGCUUGAAAUUAAGCUGCCUCGAGGUUUUAUGCUCGCGGUUGAGUGCUCGCAGCAAGAUUUCAAGAUGCUAUGGAGCAUGUACGAUUUCAGUUCCAAAGUCCAAUCCUACCUAUAUCCACGACGAGACGAAACUGUCAAACAUACCACGUCGCUUCGUGGUUUCCAUUAUUUCGACUCGAAUCCACAAGGGCGGACGUUCCCCAAGGAACCCGUAGGUCAAUGUGAAAUAGGCUUGUUCGAGAAGCUCCUAAAGGAAAGUAGCCCAACCGGGCCCAGGACGUUCCACCGAGGCUUCCGUGUUGCUAUCGUUACUGGACCCAGGAUACGGACGCUCAGCGGAGUAACGCACUCCUUCUCGCCACAGCUUCCGGUCCAAUUCGCUCUGCUCCGUGGCGACCAACGCGCUCCUGUUCUCCAAUUGGACUUUCAAGAUGGGAAUUACAAGGGAAGAAUGGUUAUGACAUUUAACGAUGAUAAGGAGCGCGAGAUGCUGCUGAAGAUGAUUACUGGGACCUAUAUUCACAAAGAUGAGGAGAUCGUGGCAGAAGUUCCGUUAGAGGGUAUGAAUAUGUCGGAGCCAGCCGGUGAUACGAAAGGAGGCUUCCCAGCCAUCCAACGGCUACCAUGGCAGCGUGCGCGUGUCAUCAACGACAAAUACGCGGAAAUUCCCUCCACGGUAUUGGCAGAGAAGCUCAGGGUUGAGAUCGAGUCGCUGGACAAGGGCGGAGUCGGCGUGAUUAGUACCAUUACGGACCGAGUCAAUGUUGGUCCUGGCGAGUUGAAAUUUAGGCUUGGUACGAAGGACAUCUUGACGUUGCAUGUUCUGAGACAACCACAAGUGGAUAUGACCGUUUCCAUACUGGAAACGCAUGUACCUCGAGAAUCACAUCGUGAAUUCGCAGGUUUGCAGAAUACUAUCCAACGCGGCCAAACAGUCCGCACCUACCGAUUCCCGAGUUUCAGGGACCUUCACUCGUUCCAAGCUGGGCUUACGGGUUAUUCUGUAUUAUUUGAUGGCAUCGCUAUAAACCUAAAUAUCUCGCGACGCAUGAUGGUAGUGCCCAUCCACAAGAAGUGGGAGGCUGGUACCACUCGCGUACAAGUGGUACAACAGGACAAGACUGUCCAAUUGUUAGCGUUCUUCGAGGAUUGGCAUCACGGGCAGUGCAUGGGGUUUGUGCUCAAGGGCACCGACACGUUCGAAUCUUUCAGCCGAAACGGGAAAGCGGGCUUGAAGUUGGCAGACGCCAAGUUUCCGCUACCGAAGGUGCCCCGCGAAGGCGGUGCGGACACGGAUGAUACGGCAUUCCUGUGCCUGGACAUGCCUGAUUUUGCCGGCGAACACGAUGACAUAACAAUAUUGUUCGAUGAUAACCUUGAGAGAGAUAGGCUUUGUUCGGUUCUACCCGCGCCAGUCAAAGGAUCGCGAUUAAGCAGGGGGAAAUGAAUAGGGGGCCACGACGAAAUGAGGACAUGAUUCAUGCAGACGGACUGCAUAUCGUUUUUUCACCUGAUGGACAUUGCGACGUACGGCAAUGCUAAACAUGUAUGACACGAUACCCCCAGUGGUUAUUUUCGCAAGAGAAGGGCGUCACAAGUCAAAGAGUGGUAGAGCUAAGGGCUUCUCAGGAAGCGCGAGCAAUAGCCAGCCAGCCGACGCGGUCUUGCAUCUGGACUUUUGUUGCGUUGUUUCAGCAAUUGGAACUCAACGUGCCUAGGAAGCUAGAUUCAAUGUUAGAAGCUCGAUGUAGUAGCUAAAAUUUAACGACGGAGUCAACCAAUUGUUGUUCUCGAGGCUUACCAAAAGUAGACUACGCGCGCAUCCACGUCUGACGUACGUCAUCGGUUCCGACA
Messenger RNA from Annulohypoxylon truncatum, 4359 nucleotides. RefSeq lists its product as uncharacterized. The record is from RefSeq and is a predicted model, not a curated record. The transcript has 2 exons. Bases 296 to 3952 code for a protein of 1218 amino acids. NCBI's taxonomy places the organism in Eukaryota, Fungi, Ascomycota, Sordariomycetes, Xylariales, Hypoxylaceae.